AUGGAUCCAUACGCAUCGGCUUCCUCUUCGGCAUCGCCGCUGCCGCCCACCUCGGCGUCCGCGUCCGCCUCGACGCUCGAAGCCCACGCCGCCACCUCCUCCGUCCAUUCGCCCGACCUUCGUCGCCCGGGCGUCGGUAUGCUCAAUGGCGACACACCCACCUCCGCGUCGCCCUCCCACCACCACUAUCACGUCAGCCGCCCCUCCCAAACCUCGCAGCAUUCAUUCCAGUACCAGCAUCAGCAUCAGCACCAGCAUCCGCAACAACAACAGCAUCAACAUCAACAGCAUCCACACCACCACGCUUCCAACCACUCCAUCGGCAGCUCCUCGGGCUUCCGUCACGACUCCUCCGACAGCACACUCACACCCACCUUUUCCAGCAACAACCUCCACAACGCCUCCCACAGCCUCUUCUCCGACCCUAACGACCCGCUCGCACAGCCCCUCAACCCGGUCAACGCAGCGCCACUCCCAAUCAACGCUUCCAGCCACAUCCUCAUCGCUAGCAUCGUACAGAGGCUCGUCAACAAGCUCCCCUGCAACUCAGGAUGGCGUCUCCAGCUCGUCGAAGAGGACGACCUCGUCCGUUCCUGCGUCGCAAACCUCAUCAACCUCAGCUGCUUCCAACUCGGCCUCGUCGUCAAGGAGCUCCUCGGCGCAAUCGAACUCCUCGUAAAGCAGUCCUCCCAGCAGCGACUCGAACAACAGGCCGGCAUCGGCGUGCUCCACUCCCAGCUCUUCAUCCUCAAGGUGCUCGUAUCCUGCCUCAACCACCAGUGGCGCAUCGCCGCCGGCCACGCAAACAGCCCUCGCCCCGGCCUCGAUCCGCUCGCCUCCACCCCUUCCACCUCCAACUCGGCCCACAGCUGGUCCGAUCCACCCGCCAUGGACGACACACAGGCAAAGCACGUCCUCAGCGUCAUGACCCUCCUCAUCAAACAGAACGUCGCCAGGGACGACGCCACCUUCUCCUCCAUCCACGACGCCGGCCUCGAUGCGCGCUCCUCCUCCAAACCCGACUCCACCUCCUCCCACUCCCUCUCCGGCCGUCCACCUCCCUCCGAACGCUCCCUCCGCGACCUCAGCCUGCGCGAUCCCGCUUCCGGCUUUUCCAGCACAAAGAGCUUCGCCCACCACUCUGCCUCGCGCCUCACCCGCGACGACUCCGAGUCACGCGAAGACGCAGCCAGCCCCACCGCCGCCGCCACAUCCGAAAAGCUCCCAGAGGUCUUCAUGCCCUCUUCCCUGUGCCUCGCCGCUUCCACCAGCCUCUACGUCCUCUAUCCCUACUUUCCUCCCACGCGCUCGCCCUUCGACCAACCUCCCUCCAUCGACAGGGCCGAUCUCGCCAUGGGCGUCGGCGCCUCCGACUCCCAACCAUCCUCAUCCUCCAUACCCACCAGCACCACCACCGACGCCCAGUUCGAUCCGCUACAACUCACAAAGGGCGCCAGAUUCAACUCCUCCUCUUGGACCAACACCGCCUUCAGUCCGGACGUAGAGGGCUUCGACGUGCCUCACCACCUCCAGACCCGCAUCUACCGCCUCGCCAGCCAGGUCGUCUUCUACCUCAGCUCCAGCAACUGGGUCGUCGUCAAUGCACGUCUCCGCAAUCGCCUCUACUAUCUCAGCUCCACCAUCGAGGACUCGCCCAGCACCGCAGAGCUCCGCCUCCUCGAGUGCUCCAACUUCCAGCGCGCACGUCUCGCCAGCAUCCUCCAGGAAGUCAGCACCUCCUUCCCCCAGCUCAAGCGCAGCGCACAGUAUACCGUCGCCUUGGUCCUCCGCCGUGCAAUCUGGUCGUGGAUCCAGUACCAUCCCGCCGAGUUCGCCGCCCUCGUCACCUCCAACCGUCGCUUCGAGGGCAGCCCAGACGUCGUCUUCGACCAGGUCUACGCGCUCGCCGACACCACCAAGCGCAAGAUCGCCUUUUGGCCCCUCCUCACCUCGCUCCUCAUCCUCUGCCCAGACGUCGUCGGCAAGGCCGCCGUCGGCGAGAACAGAAAGGCGAGCGGCAGCCUCGCAAAGAAGCUCUCCUUCAUCGACGGCCUUCGCAAGUCGCCGCGCAACACCGCCCUCAUCGACGUCGCCGCGCUCUGCUGCGUCGACCUCUUCAAGGCCGCCGCCACCGUGCCGCGCUCCGACAACGGCCUUCGCCUCAUCGUCCAAGACCUCGAGGUCGACCUCAAGGAGCGCCUCUUCGAUCCAAAGAGGCCGCUCGCCAGCGGCAACAAGCCCAUCGAGCUUAUGCUCAUGGUCGACUUCUUUGCUGCCCUCUUCCGCAUCGAUCCCCAACGCACCACCCGCGAGCUCGUCCCCAUCUGCAUGUCCGAGUCCAAUCCGGUCCACUUCAAGAUCGCGCUCGUCAAGGCCGCAGUGCUCCUCGCCAGCGAGCAACAUCGCCUCCCGUGGGCGCCCGACGUCAGCAUCCUCUACCCGCACAUCUCGCGUCCGCUCCGUGCCUUCUUCCGCGAAAUGACCUACCGCCUCCCGCGCUUCGACAAUCGCGACGCCGCUCGCAAACGCGCAGCUUCGCGAGCAGCUGCCUCGGCCCUCUUUCGCUCCGCCUCCCUCUCGGGCUCCGCCGCCGCUGCAGCCGCUAGCCUCGACGAGUUGGCUCGCCUCGACUUGUUCCAGUCCACCGUUCAGCUCUGGACUUUGGACGUAGCUGCGCUCGCACACGCCAUCGACCUCGACCGUCCAAAAGCCUUGACGUCGCUCUCGGGUGGAAUGACGCCCUUUGACCGCGAAAAGGUGCUGCGCAAUGCCGUCUCCAUCGACAGCCUCCUCUCCUUCACCGUCUCCAUCUGCUCCGUCUUCGCCACCCCACCCGAGUUCGCUUGCUACCGCAAGAUCAGCGCCGCCCUUCUCUCGCGCGUCUACCACUCGGGCAUGUUCGACGACUCGCUCGCCGAGUUUUGCGAGCACCAGCGCCACGUAGGCGUCUCGCUCCUCCCCUUCUUCUUCACCAUCCUCACCGAACAGCUCAUGGCCUCCGAGUCGUCCGAGAUGCAGCGCCACUACCUCGAACUCCUCCGUCGCUCACAGCAACGCAGAGGCUUCUUCAUCAGCCAGGAGCGCGACUGGGAGUCCACCGCCGCAGCUCCCUUCUAUCCGCCCGCCCAAGAGCGCAAACUCGAAUACCUCUGGGUCCAGCUCGUCACCCUCCUCCUCAUGUGCUCCAGCGAUACCGAGGUCUGCUCACGCGCCAUGCAGUGCGCCUACGGCCACGCACAGCUCACCGUCGGCGUCACCAAAUACUACGAUCAGCUUCCCGACGAGUGGCUCCGUCUCUACACCGAUCUCGCCGAUCCCAACUUCCUGCACACCGGUCGCAUCGCUCAGCAGAAGCGCAUCCGCGCCUUGCUCCGCGAUAUCGAGGAGCCUUCCGUGGCAGGAUGGCUCGCCUGGAAGGAAGCCUAUUCGCGAUGGGCCAACCUCACCCAGCUCGUAGCCAGGCCCAUUGUCGAAGAUUCCUCAACCGCACCGGACAAGGCCGCCCAGUGGCACAACUAUGCCGGCUUCCUCUGCGCCUUUGGCGGCGCCUGCUUUGCCGCUUCCGCGCGCAUCACCUCCGAGGUCGAACCGAGCGUCGCACAAGUCUUGCCUCAGUUUUCCGACCUCAACGAGCAGCCAGCUACGCUCAUCGAACAUUUCGUCCAGGAGAUGGUCGACCUGCUCGUGUCCGACUCUCUCUGGGUGCGCGAAAAGGCCAAGGAGACGCUGGGUGUCGAUCUGGGUCCCCGUUUGAUCGGCAUCCUCUUCCGACAGAUCCAUGCAGUCCUCAGCGAUUUCUUUGACAAGGACACGGGCUACCCCAAGACCAGCGAGAUGUACACCGUCUUUGUCGAGCAGAGCAUCGGCGUUGCCACCAUGGUGCUCCACCGCCUCGACGAGGACAAGGCCGUGGUCGCCACGUCCAAGGUCGAUAUUGGCUCGCUCAUGGUGCUCUUUGUCGAAUAUGCCAACUCGCUCGGGCGUGAAGAGCAGGCCUUGCGCAUCAAGACCGCCAUGUGUCAGAUGUGCGAGGCCCUCAUGCGCAAGAAGGCCGCCUUCUCGUUCUCAAACGAGCUGCGUGUUCGUAAUCGCCUCUUCCAAGCCUUGACCACCUGGACUUCGGACGGAUCCGAGGACGGCUUCCACUCCAACUCGCUCGAUGCGCUCGAUCGCCUCCACCGCGAUCUCGACGUGGCCUGCCUCAAGUGCAUCUCGAUCCUGCUCGACAAGCUGCCGCUGCUGCUGGCCGACGAUGCGCUCCUGCUAGAUGACAAGGUCGAGGGCGCCAAGACCCGCCACUUUGCCAUGUACUUUGCCUACUUUAUCAAGAUCCUCAACCGCACGCGGCACUCGGAAACGGCGGCUGUCGCGCGUGCUCGCGCUGUCAACGAUGCGCGCUCGCUCGCCGGCGCCAAAAGUGGCAAGGUGGAAUCCGGCCGCGACUUUGAACCGUUGCGCGAGUCGGCGAUCCUGGCGCUCUCCAACCUCUUGGCUUCGAACAUCGACAGCGGAUUGCAUAGCUCUUUGCCCUUGGCCUACCACGAAGAUCCACGCAUCCGCACCGCCUUUAUGCAGAUCAUGACCAACGUGCUCAAUCAGGGCACCGCGUUUGACGAGCUCGAGCGUCUCAGUGGAGCGCGCAAGUCCAAUCGCCUCAUCGACCUCGUCUGUCAAGAGGAUCUGCAGCUCGCACUGUCCGUCUGCCAGGUGUGUCCUGGCCGCGAUGUGGAGCCGAUGAGCGUCCUGCUGCUCAGCAUCUUCGAUGCCAAGGGCGGCCUCAUCCGAUUCCUCAAAGCCGCCGUCGAGGAGGAGAUCCAGCGCACGGCGACCGAGGAGAUGGUGUUCCGCAGCAACUCCUUCUGCACCACCCUGCUCUCCACUUUUGCCCGCACGCACGGCUACGACUACCUCCGCUCCAUCAUGGCGCCUCUCAUCACCGAGUUUGCGCGCAAGCCGGCCGGAUUCUCGGUCGAGAUGGAUCCCUCGCGAGUCGAGCCUGGAGGAAGCGCUCUCAAGAACCAGACUGCGCUCGAAGAGAUCGCACAGGCCUUUAUCGACGCCAUCUGCUCCUCGGCGCAUCGCGUGCCUGCCGUGCUGCGCGAGCUUUGCCGCCACAUCCGCAACGUCUUGGACACGCGCUUCCCUGCCUCGCGCUAUCAGGGUGUCGGAGGUCUCAUGUUCCUGCGAUUCAUCAGUCCUGCCGUGGUGUCGCCCCACAUGAUCGACAUCAACCUCACCGGACCCAGCAAGGACCUUCGUCGUGGCCUCGUGUUGAUCAGCAAAAUCCUCAUCACCCUCGCCAGCAACAACCUCUUCUCGAGCCACAAGGAACCCUUCAUGACCGGUCUCAACGACUUUUUGAAGAGCAACGUUUGGAAGGUCACGGCGUUCCUCGAUCAGGUCUCGGACGCUCGCACCGACCCCGAUCGUCUCUACGCUGCGGACCAGCCGCUGGGCUUCGGCAUCCAUCCAACCGUGUACGGCGUCGACGAGCGCGAUCAGAGGAUGCUGCACAAGUUCCUCUUCGAGCACGUUGAAAAGCUUGGCAAGUGCCUCUCGGACCGUACCUCGAAGGCGAACGAGCUGUCGACGUCAGGAGCCGGUGCCGAUCGGGACAGCUUCCUCGGCAGUGACGCUCAGUGGCGACGCAGCCACGAGGCCAAAAACGUCUAUGACGACUUGUGCGAUGCUCUGGCCGCCGCAGGAGAGCCCAAGGCAGACGAACUGCCCGAACCGGCUUUCGGUGCGAGCAACUAUCAGGACUUUCUUCGCCGGCACGCCGGCCGCAACGUCGACGAGGACAGCUACCGGGCCAUCUUCUACGAAGGACCGUCGUCGCGAGCCGGUCGUCCAGUGCUCUACUAUGCCAUGCACAACCAGAAGGCGGACACGAUCGACUUUGAGGGCCUCAUUCUCUACAUCCUUCAGACGCUCGAGACCUUCGCCUAUCGACACUUCGACCUGGUGUUCAACACGACCGCCUGCCACCCGUCCAACGUGACGCCCAGCCAGUGGCUCCUCUACUUUAGCUCGUUGGUGCCCGCCUCGAUCCUGGCCAACGUGGUCAACGUCUUCUUCCUCAAUCCCAACACCACUGCCCGCGUCGAGCUGCAGUUCUGGUCUUCGUCCUCGUACGGUGACUCGUCGAUCAAACACGAGAUCGCCGACCGCAUGACGUCGCUGCAGAACGUAGUCUCCUGCACGACGCUCGCAGACAUCGAGAUGUACGUUGAACCGCGCAACCUCGCGUUGGACAAGCUUACGCUCGCCAUCCUCGGUUCGACAGCCGAGAUGCACUUUGACCAGAUCACCAUGGUGUGGUACUACCGCUCCUUGACACCCGUCAAGUUCAGCAUCGGUGGCGAAUACCUGCAGAUCACCGGCCUCAAGCAGCAGGAGUGGUUGCCCAACGUCUCCGUCCAUCUCAACAACGUCUUCCAUCUCUCUGACAUCGACGACGUGCGCUCCAUCUCGAUCCGAGGCGACGACAACACCUUCUUCCUCUCGUGCCGUAACGGCGCCAUGAACUUUGUGUUCAACAGCCGCGAACGCUCCGAGGUCGUGCAGGCAUUGCGACAGGCCAAGGCGCGAGUGUCCAAGUUCCGAGCCAACAACGCCGUGGAUCGUGUGCUGCGGCCCAACGAUGUGCCGGGCACGCUGCUCAACAUGGCCAUGCUCAACAUCACCAGCGACGAUUCGGCGUUGCGGCUCAGCGCCUACAACCUGCUGUGCGCGCUGAGCACCUCGUUCAACUUUGGCGCCAGCAGUGCCAAGAAGCGACUGUUGAGCUCGCGCGGCCUCGCGCUGCCUGCCAACACCAUGGCGUUUGUGACGGAUUUGAGCAAGGACUUUGCGGUGGCCGCGCCUGGCGUGACGCUCGAGUUCCUCCUCUCGUUCUUUGACGGAUUCGAGCGCGCGGCGCGCAGCCAGAAGACGGUGUGCUUGCACUAUCUGUCUCCCUGGCUGUCGAAUCUGGUCAUGUUUGUGCACACGUCCCGCGAGCAGCAGGGCGAGUACCACCGCCGCAUCAAGGAGAUCCUCAACCAGCUCAUCAGCAUCACCACCAAGCAGCCCGACAUGUACGCCAUUAUGCAGCGCUGCGUGUGGUCGCAGCUCAGCCGGCUCGACGACCUCAUCCCGACCUUCUUGGACGUGUUUGCAGAGGCAGCCAUGGACUCGGGCCUGCACACGGAACGCUUCGAGGCGGUGCUCGAUACGAUGGUCUCGUUUGCCUCGAUCAAUCUGCGCGGCAAGCUGCUUUCGCGGCUGCGCAAGGUGAUCGCCAAGACGGCGCAGAACGCCGUGGUGUCGCAACUCCAUCUCAACGCGUCGUGGAAGGAGAUCGCGACGCUGGUGCGCAUGAACAUGGUGCUCUCGUUCACCAACCGCGUCGAGGCACUGCUCUACCUCCCGGAGCUGCUUCACGUGAUUCUCCUGCUGGCAGGCAACGGCACGGAUGCGACUCGACACGCGAUCUACGGAAGCGCCAUCAACCUCGUGCAUUCGCUCUGCACCGAAGACCAGCGCGAGGCACGUAAGCCGGAAGAGGCGACGCCGCGCAGCGCCGAGGCGGUGGCCAAGCUGCGUGCGCUGCUCGAGCGACUCGCCGAACCGGACGCGCUCAAGCUGUUUGGCCUUCCCGCCGCUUCGCAAGCGACGAGCGCCAAUGCAGCGUUUGGCGCCUCGACGGAGAUGGUGCGCGAUCCGCCGGACAAUGCCUCGAUCGAGCGCCUGGCACUGCUCAUGUACGAGGUCGCCGACGCGGCGGCUCCUAGCGUGGAUGCGGCUAACAGCUGGCGCGCGCGACUGACGAGCCUGGUGACCAGCACGGCCUUCCAGUAUAACCCGAUCAUCCAAUCGCGAGCGUUCGUGCUGCUCGGCUGCCUGGCGCAGGGCGAGAUCGACGACGACCUGCUGUACCAGAUCCUGGUGUCGCUGCGCGGCUCGAUCUCGGAGUGGGCGAGCAGCAGCUCGGACAUGCCGAUGAUCAGCAUCGUGACGUGCCUGAGCAAGGUGGUGCGCAUCCUUCCGACGCGCUCGCGCUAUCUGCCGCAGAUGAUCUGGCUGGGCGUGGCGAUGGUGCAGUGCGGGCAUGUGCCGCUCUUCAAGGCCGGAGCCGAACUGAUGCUCGCGACGGUCGAGACGAUUUGGCAGCGGGGCAUCCCGACGAGCGAGGGGUCGGAUCUGAUCGCCUAUCUGUUGGAUGCGCGCUUCGAGUUCCGCGAGCUGGCGUGCAAGCUGGACGACGAGACGGGGAUGGACUUUGACAUUAACUUUUCGUUUGGCAUGGCGGCGCUGCUGGUCAAGGGGUUGCGGCAUCCGUCGACCAAGGAGGUGACGACCAAGCUGAUGCGCGCCAUGCUGCGCCACUGUGGCGUGGAUGCGUCGGGCGAACGUUGUUCUAGCGAUGGGCGGAUUUCGGAGCGACAGCUCGGGUUCUUCGUUGGGUUGCUGCCGACGGCGACGCGGUUGGAAGAGUUUGGCCAGCUGUUGGCGCUUGCCGGCGUGGAGCCGGGUGCAUGCUCAGCAGCGGUCGAAGCGCGUCGAUCCGGAUACAAAGGACUGCAACAGUAUCUGGACGUACUCAACAACCGCAUAGCGCUAUUGCUCGUCACGCUCGUCACAUCGUUACUGCAGCAUGCCGAGUCUGACGCGGAGCGACUCAUGCUGUACGGCUUCCUGAACGAGGCUGCGCGCGAGAUGCCCGCCAUCGUCAGCAUCCUCUACGACAGUCUGGCGCCGAGCAUGAAGGACGUCUUUGUCAACUGUUCCAACGGUGCCAUCCUCGACGCGGUGCAUGGCAUCGCACAAACCGCGCUGAGCCAGCCGUUCUUUGCCGCCCAGGCACGCGAAACCGCCAAGCGCGGCGGUCCCAAUGCCUACCUCGUCGAAUCUGGCUACGGCAGCUUGCUCGGAUGCGGCGCCUUCGUCCCGCUCAUGGAGGGCCGCCGACACGUGCUGUGCAAACUCAGCAUCCAACUCGUCCUAGGCCUCACCGACGUAGGCACCACCUAA
Moesziomyces antarcticus is the source of this 9015-nucleotide messenger RNA. RefSeq names its product Ras GTPase activator. Gene Ontology annotation, biological process: regulation of GTPase activity. The transcript has a single exon. NCBI's taxonomy places the organism in Eukaryota, Fungi, Basidiomycota, Ustilaginomycetes, Ustilaginales, Ustilaginaceae. The record is from RefSeq and is a predicted model, not a curated record. Bases 1 to 9015 code for a protein of 3004 amino acids.